Stegastes partitus (bicolor damselfish) is the source of this 2526-nucleotide messenger RNA. RefSeq lists its product as uncharacterized. Lineage: Eukaryota; Metazoa; Chordata; Actinopteri; Pomacentridae. The record is from RefSeq and is a predicted model, not a curated record. The transcript is spliced from 5 exons. The coding region runs from base 403 to 2526 and encodes 707 amino acids. Gene Ontology annotation, cellular component: nucleoplasm.
CAUCAAGCCGGUGCUGAACCGGCUUUAAACAUGCUGACUGCUCCGGGACCAGAACUUUCUCUGAACCAGUUCUGAUGGACCAGAAAGCCUGAGAACAUUUGGGGGAAAGCACACUGUGAAAUAUUCCUUUGAUCUGAUUCUGAGCACAGAAACUGGAUCCCACAACUGGACUUGGUCUUGAACUCUGCUGGACCCUGAGCACGAGCUUGAUCAGAAUCAGAGCCAGGUUCUGAGAUCUCCAUAAGAAGACUGCAUCCAGUCAAACACUGGAUUUCUGACAGUUGUGAUCCAGAUUCUGGUCCUGGUCCAGACUGUGACCCACAUCCUGAUCCAGAUCCUGAAUGCGGUUCUGAUCUUGAACAGAGAGACAAACAUUCACAGUAAACAAACAAACAACAAGCUAUGAGUGGCAGACUGAACCGAGGAGCAGGAGGAGGGAAGAAGGUUUUCCUCAGUGCUCACCGCUGCCCUGAAGUCGACCUGCUGCCCCAGCAUGACCAUGACGCACAAAUCCCCCCACUGAGUUCACUAGUUCCCACAGAGAAGAGCUCCGAGCUCACCUGCCCAGGUAAGCGUGAGGCACAUUACCUGGACAUCUGCUCCCCCUGUUUCUCCAGGGGAGCAGAGGAGGACGAUGACGGAAGCAUCAGCGACUGGUCGGAGGAGGAUCUCUCCCUCCACUUCUCCUCAUCUGUCAUCCUCCAAUCAGAUGACGAGGAAUCUGACCCAGGAAGUGGCUUUGAGUGUGUCGAUGUUACCAUGGAAACACAGGUGAACGCUCAGGAGGGGGAGGGGCAAAAGAUGGUCCCUAAACGACAGAUUCAGUUGAAAAAGAAGCAAGACUCAGAGAAUGUCAUCAACCAGGGGAACACUGAGAAACUACAGGUGAUGCUGAAAGAUGAACCUGCUGAAGAGGGAGGAGGUUACAAUAAUGUGUCAGCCGAUGAACUAGUCUGUCCAUCUGUCUGUCAACACCCCAACAUGUUGCUACGGCAACACAGUAUGCCUGCCUCAUUCCACUCGCGCUCAGUGGCCAGCAGUGAUGUCGAUGGCUACAGGGUCUACAAGGGCCUAAUCGCAGGGGCCAGCCAAGGGUUAGCGGUUGGAGGAAGCUCGAGACGCCUUCAGAAAUCCCUGUCUCUAGAUGAAACUAAAACAAAGAUGGCAUCUUGCCUCAUUAAAAACGUCCUUUCUAAGAAGAUGCAGGUGGAGCAGACUAGCAGUAACCCGUCUCAUCUGAAGAAGACACCCGAGGUGUUACCUGUGUUACCUGCAGAGCUGCAGGGGGGGAGGACAGGUGUGUUCAAGGCUCCAGUUCAUGUGGUAAGAGACAUGAGGAGUUUAGUGAAAAACACCUACAGCCUGUCGUUCCCAACAACAACACCUGGCAACAACCAGCCAACAAGCUUCAAGGUUAUUGGUCAGGAGGACAGCCCUCCCCCCACCUACCAGCAGGCUGUGGGGUUCAAAGGUCAUGUUGCCAAGGUAGCUGCAUCUUUCAGCCAAUCACAGAACAGGAAACACAACAACACGUUCAGCUGUCCAGCCACACAGCAGAGACGAGGCAGCGAGCCAAUCAUGAGCAGACGAGGAAAUGAUGACAUCACCUGGCCUGUCAUGUUAGACCUGCCCACUACCUCACCUGUAAGCAGUGACCUGUCAGAGCUCAGCCAAUCAGAGAGAGCUGGGAAGUCCCACCCUCACCCUCCUCCACCCCCAAGGACUCAGCUUCCACUCUGUGACCUGGAACAGAGCUCCAUCCUGUAUGGGUCCUCCCUGUCUGCCCCUGGUUCCUCCCAGCAGGUCCUCCAGCCCUGCUUCUACACCCCCACUGUUCUGCCCACCUUCUCCCACAGCCUGUACCCCCACCUGGGGAAGGUCAACUACAUCCAUGGCCCCCUGAGCUAUUCCCAGACCCAGCUGCAGCUGCCUCCACCUGCUCCCAGGACCACGGGAGCUACAGAGGGACACGGCAAUGCAGUGACACCUGCAAUGCAUGGGCAACAACAACAGCAGCAGCAACAGCAGCAACACCGCCAGCAACAGCCAUUUCUGUGCAAGGUUCAGGGUUUCUUACCUGCACAGGUGGGUGGUGACUUCAUUGUUGACAUAGCUCAGUCUGCUCCAGCACCUGAAGCCCUCUUCAGUGUUCCUGGGCCUUGUCACCUGGUGUUGGACCCUAAAAGUGGGCAGUGCUUCUAUGUGGACCCACCCCCACAGCCUCAAAAAAAGAUGCUGCUCGACCCAGAAACUGGCCAGUUCAUCCAGGUGUUCCUGCCUGGAGCAAGCUCCGCCUCCAACAUCACCUCCAUGUUGCCAGGGCGCUGUACUAAUCCUGCCCCCAUUAUGAUAAAGCCCGCCCCUGCUGGGCUGCAGGUGGGUGGUGCUAACCCUACCAUGUUUUCAGUGAUUCGGCUCCCGCCACCAUUGGCCGUGUCCUCCUUGUACGGCCCGCCAUGCCUCCCCCUUACUGUGAUGACAUCACACUUACAGCACCAUGAUGACAUCACACCUACAGCACCAUGA